Messenger RNA from Asterias rubens (European starfish), 11256 nucleotides. Its product is annotated as laminin subunit alpha-like. Bases 52 to 11016 code for a protein of 3654 amino acids. Gene Ontology annotation, molecular function: signaling receptor binding. The record is from RefSeq and is a predicted model, not a curated record. Gene Ontology annotation, biological process: regulation of cell adhesion; regulation of embryonic development; regulation of cell migration. Lineage: Eukaryota; Metazoa; Echinodermata; Asteroidea; Forcipulatida; Asteriidae. The transcript is spliced from 74 exons.
GUGGAGCGUGGACCAUUUUUCUGUCGAAAAGAAAAGGGUCCAAAAAACAAAAUGACGAGUCCCGUAUCUUUCGGGUUAUCCCUCGUCCUUGUCACGGUGCUUGGUCUCCAAGCCGUUAAAGCUCAACUUCUUACGCCAACCUAUUUUAAUGUUGCCGAAGGCAAACCGAUCACAGCGACUUCAACUUGCGGGGAUGGGUUCCCAUCACCCGGCGAACUUUACUGCAAACUGACUGGAAACACAGGAGACACACUCCGGCAAACUGAACGAGACAUCAUCCGGGGUCAAUACUGCGACUACUGCGACCCCUUGAAUCCUUUGAAGGCUCAUCCGAUCGAGUACGCCAUCGAUGGAACAGAGAAAUGGUGGCAGAGCCCCCCACUAUCCAGAGGAAGAGACUUCAAUGCUGUCAAUGUCACCAUUGACUUAGGACAGCUUUACCACGUAGCCUACCUGAUCAUCAAGUUCGCCAACUCCCCACGCCCAGGUGUAUGGAUUCUGGAGCGAUCCAAGGACUACGGAGAGACAUACCAAGCAUGGCAGUACUUUGCCGACACCAAGGGGGACUGUAACCGUCUCUUUGGAAUGGAAUCCCUGGAGCAGAUCACCAGAGAUGAUGAUGUUGUGUGCACCGAUGAGUAUUCUAGUAUUGUACCCUUGGAAGAUGGAGAGAUUGUUGUAUCCUUGGUGAAUGGACGUCCGGGCGCCAUGAAUUUCUCUUUCUCUGAGGUCCUUCAAGACUGGACCAAAGCGACCAACAUCCGGCUGCGUCUACUCCGUACCAACACCCUGCUGGGCCAUCUGAUGGCCAUUGUUAGACGGGAUAACACGGUCACCAGAAGGUACUUUUACAGUAUCAAGGACAUCUCUAUCGGAGGUCGCUGUGUGUGUAACGGUCACGCCAGCACCUGUAACGAGCGGGGUAACAGCGGGCGUCUGGUCUGCUCCUGUGAGCACAACACCUGUGGGGAAGAGUGCGAGACGUGCUGUCCAGGUUUUGUACAGAAGGCCUGGAGACCAGCGACCAUGGAAAGCGCCAAUGAAUGUGAAGCUUGCAACUGCUUCGGCCACUCCUCCCAGUGCUUCUUUAACGAGACCAUUGCAUACCAGCGUCUGUCCAUCGACAUCUUUGGUAACUACGAGGGAGGUGGUGUCUGUGAGAACUGUGAGCACAACACCGUUGGAAUCAACUGUGACCAGUGCGCCCCUGGGUAUUACCGUCCUGCUGGAGUUAGCCUAGACUCCCCAAAUGUCUGCCAACCGUGCAACUGCGAUCGGACAUUCUCAACGGGUAACUGUGCGCCAAUCACCGGUGAAUGCGAAUGUCGCCCUCAAUACUCGGGGCCGGGGUGCAGCGAGUGUAACGAGGGUUACUAUGGCUACCCAUCGUGUCAACCCUGUGACUGUAACAUCAAUGGUACACAAAACAAGGUGUGCCAGGUCAGCGGAGGUCAAUGUCCCUGCAAACAGAACUACGCCGGACGCAACUGUGAUCGCUGUGCUUUUGGAUUCUACAGUUUCCCUGAGUGCACCUCUUGUGACUGUAAUUCGAUUGGUUCUCUUGAUACUACCUGUGAGGCAACCACUGGUCAGUGUCCCUGCCAUGAUGUCUAUGGAGAGCGUACCUGUGAUGAAUGCAAGAAUGGCUACUUUGGCUUCCCUACUUGCCAAGAUUGUGUCUGCAGUCCAGUGGGUUCUACAGAGGAGAUUUGUGACAAGACGUUUGGUCGGUGCAUCUGUCAAGAGAACUUUGCCGGCCCUCGCUGCGAUCGUUGCGCCUUUGGAAACUUUGCCUACCCCAACUGCCAAGCUUGUGGUUGUGACAGUCGAGGAUCAGCAUCGGAGUCCUGCUACGACUCUGGCCAGUGCCAAUGUUUGCCCAACUUCACCGGUCUCAAAUGCGACAGCUGUGCUGCUGGAUACUACCGCUACCCAGAAUGCUUAGCAUGUGACUGUCAUCGCCAGGGCUCUCUCAGCAUCAUGUGUGACCAAGCCAACGGUCAGUGCUCCUGUCGGUCAAGCUUCCGCGGCCGGAUGUGUGAACAGUGCGCCGAGGGAUUCUACAACUUCCCUGCCUGUGAGGAGUGUAACUGCGACCCGGCCGGUGUAGUGGACGUUCCCGGUCAACCGCUCGGAGGCUGUGGAUCCUCAACUGGGGGAGCCUGCCUGUGUAAGGACAAUGUCCAAGGACGCACCUGCGACACCUGUGAGCCAACCUUCUGGAACCUACAAAUCAGCAACCCAGAUGGGUGCGAGAGGUGUGACUGCAACCCAGCGGGUACAAUCAACGGGAUGGGUGAAUGUGACAUGUUAAUUGGUCAGUGUCUUUGUAAGGCGCUAGUUGCUGGACGUACUUGUGCCGAGUGUAGAGACGGUACUUUUGGUUUGAUGGCUGAAGACCCACUUGGUUGUCGAGAUUGUGGUUGUGAUGUUGGUGGAAGUAGCCACGGUGCUUGUGAUAAGACGACCGGUCAGUGUGUCUGUAAACCACGAGUUACUGGCAUCAUGUGUAACGAACCCCUUCCGACCCAUUACUUUCCAGACCUUUUCCAGCAUCGCUUUGAGAUUGAGGGAGGUACCACACCCGCUAAUGGUCGUCUCAGAGUUGGCUUCGAUGAGAACGAGUUCCCUGGCUUCUCCUACCUUGCAUAUGCAGUCAUGUCUGCCAUUCAGCCCGUUGUGAUCAUACAAAUUGAGGUAACAUCACCCAGUUUGUACCAUCUGGUCUUACACUACGUCUACCGUGGAGAGUCUAGCGUCAGAGGGACCAUUACCGUUACACCAUCAGAUCCUUCCCUCGGUUCGGAGCAAUCCAGCAGCAUCUUGUUCACACCCGGUAGAAGUCCUCAGCUCGUCACUGUUGAAGGGGGUGGAGUCAUCAGCCCUUUCGUACUCAACCCUGGCGUCUGGACUGUCACCAUCGAGGCUCCAGAGGGAGUCCUACUGGAUUACCUUGUUCUGAUCCCCUCGGCCUACUACGAGGCCACGAUCCUGCAACAGAAAGUGUCCGAACCUUGCAUUUUUGGAGUACCCCAAGAAAGAUGUAAUUACUACACGUACCCCAUUGAGGAUUAUUUCUACGUCGUCCGUGGUGUCUAUGGCUACUACGAGAUUGACGGAACCAAUGUUCCCGCCACACAAUUCUUGGAUCAGGACAUGCUGAUUGAAAUCGGAGUCAGUGACCUCGCUGUCAUAGAUUCACAACAUAAGAACCUUCUCUUGAACGUACCAAUCACAGAGGCUGGUGAAUAUGUCUUUGUCACUGAAUACUUUGGUGGUGGGCCGGGAGUCCAGACCGGUAGUUUUGAGGUAUCCGUUUCAGGAGGGACUCAGCGUGGUUUUAUCAACUUCUUUGAUUGCUCUUUCCUGUGUCGUGCAGUGAUUGUCGAUGCCGAUGGUAUGCCGAUGGUGUUUAGCAUUGACAGCCAGAAUCCAUACGUCAGGAUCACCCUAGAUGGCAGCCCUGACCUCAUUGGAAUCAGUCAAGUUAUUGCUAUUCCUGUGAGCAAGUGGUCAUAUGACAUUGUUACUCCAGCCCUUCAGUGUGUCCGCACAGCCGAUGGACAAUGUCACGGAUCUACUUAUCCGAUUCCCCCUCAUGCUGUCUGGAUUGACAAGUCCGAUAUCGACGACUCUGCUCCUCUACCUCCUAAUAUCCUGGACCAAGACAUUACCUUGCAUUACAUCACCACAGAUGGCAGCGGAUCGUCCUCUGUUAACUAUGAUGAUGUUGAGCCGCUAACCGGUCGCUAUGUUUACGUCGUUCAUUACUUCCAACCCGGCGGUGCUACUGUGGGUGUGGACUUCAACGUUCUUGGUGAAUUUGAAGGAGAGGGAACCUUCCAAGCCGGAUACUGCCCUCAUGUGUCAGGAUGUAGAGCUGUUGUGGACUUAGCCGAUGGCAGUUCAACCUUUGACCUCACUGGCAAUGGUCAGGGAUACUACAUAUCUGUGAUUGAUGGAAGUGAAGGAGAAAUCUGGAUUGACUACGUGAUCGCAGUUCCAGAAGACGUGUACACCACAGACAUCCUGGAGGAAGAGCCUCAAGACAGAGCUGGAGAAUUCAUCCGUAAAUGUGGCGGGAAUAACUUCUACAUCAGUCCCGAUGGUACCGGAUUCUGUCGACAAGCCACUUUCUCGCUGUCGGCUGACUACAACAACGGCGCCCUCCCCUGUGAGUGCAAUCGUCAGGGCUCGCUGAGCUUCAACUGUGACGCCCUCGGUGGUCAGUGUCAGUGCCAGAAUAACAUCGCCGGGCGCCGCUGCGACCGCUGCAAGAUCGGCUACUAUGACUUCCCUAACUGUUACAGGUGUAGCUGCAGAUCAGGUGUAUGUAAUGAAGUGACAGGAGAGUGUAUCUGCCCCAACAACGUCGUCGGUGAUACUUGCGAUCGCUGUCAGGAAAAUACCUUUGGGUAUGACCCCCUCGUUGGAUGUGCCGAAUGCGACUGUAAUGGCCGUGGUAUCGUCGGUGGAGACUACAACUGUCAUGAGGUGACUGGCCAGUGCGGGUGUAAACCAAAUGUUGGAGGUCGCAAGUGUGACCAGUGUGAACCAGGUCAUCACCGGUAUCCCUUCUGUGAAUCCUGCUAUUGUGAUACUAGCGGUACAGAACCAGGCAUCUGCAACCAGGACACUGCAGAGUGUGAAUGCAAGGAAAACGUGGCCGGUGAGCAGUGUAAUCAAUGUAAAGAGGGAACCUUCUACCUACAGCCGAGCAACACAAAAGGGUGUAUCAAUUGCUUCUGCUUUGGACAUUCAACAGAUUGUAGAAGCUAUGGAAGACCGUAUGAUAGGUUGGUUGACAUGGAAGGUUGGACCGUGACCAAUGUGAAGACUCCAGUGAUUAGAUCAGUUGGUAACCUGGUCAACGUCUACAUUGGUGAUAUCGGCACUGGAACAGACCCAAACCAGGCUAUCUACUGGGAGGCACCGGAAUCCUAUCUCGGAAAUAAGUUGACCUCCUACGGUGGUAAGCUGGAGUUUACCGUUCAGAGCAACGGGAUUCCUGAGAGAGGUGAUUCUGUGUCUGUGCCUCUACGUAGACCUGAAGUCAUUAUCAGCGGUAACAACAUCACCAUCAUGUACACCAAUGAGGACCGUCCCCAGAAUGGUCGUCCGUUCGAUAUGUCCGUUGAUCUCGUCGAGGAUAUGUUCCAGUACAGUUUCUCGGCUCGGACAGUGACUCGAGAGGACAUGAUGGUCAUCCUUGCAGGAAUCUCUUCAAUUCAGAUCAGAGCUCAGUACUACAAUAAAAUCUACGACGCUAGCCUCAGCAAUGUUGCCAUGGACAUCACUAAGAAGGACGGGACUGGGUCUCCGGCGUUCAAAGUGGAGCGAUGCCGAUGCCCAACUGGUUACACCGGUUUGUCUUGUGAGAAAUGUAGUCCAGGAUUCCGUCGGUCUGGUUCCGGACCGUACCUUGGUACCUGUGAGCCCUGUGAUUGCAAUGGGCACUCACCAACCUGCGACCCGGAGACUGGAAGAUGCUAUAACUGUGAGCACAAUACUGAGGGAGAUAACUGCGAGCUUUGUAAAGUGGGCUACUUUGGUGAAGCUACCUCCGGAGCAGUGGAUGCGUGUAACAUCUGCUCAUGCCCCUACCCUGAUGAGACCAGAAACUAUGCCUUCACCUGUUCCAUUGUACCAACCGGGAUGAAGUGUGAAUGCCUUCAGGGUCAUAUCGGAGAACGCUGUGACAUAUGCGAGGAGGGAUACUUUGGCGAACCCAGUGAGCCAUACGGGUUCUGUCGGCAGUGUGAGUGCAGCGGCAACACUAACCCAUCGGCCUCCGGUCCGGAGUGCGACACCAGGCUUGGAAACUGUCUGCAGUGUAAGCCCGGUACCACCGGUCCCAACUGCAACAUCUGUGCAGAGUGGUUCUAUGGAGACGCUGUCAUAUCAAGGAAUUGUCAAGAAUGUGAUUGUGAUCGCUGCGGUACUCGUGAAUGUGCCGUCAACACUGGACGUUGUGAAUGUAAGGAUAGCGUCGUUGGAGCACUGUGUGAUCGUUGCGCGCCUGGAACCUGGAAUUUCAGCAGCUGUGCCGGUUGUUCCCCGUGUAACUGCGCCUUUGGGGCGGAGAGCAAUCAGUGCGACAUGGAGUCCGGCCAGUGUGAAUGCAAACCAGGAGUGGGAGGUACUAAGUGUGACCAGUGUCUCCAUGGACAUUGGAACUAUGGAUUUAACGGGUGCCAAGCUUGUGAGUGUGAAGCCCACCUACGAUGUGACUCGGUGACUGGAGAGUGUCUGUGCCCACCGGGAGCCACCGGGGAUAACUGUGAAGAGUGUGAGGAUCGUUACGUUCUGACGGACGAGGGAUGCCAAGCUUGUGAUGAGUGUACAACUCUACUCCUGGAUAAGAUGGAUGAACUCGAUGCGAUGAACCUGACCGCUGUAUUCGUUAACGUGACAGAUACAACCGUUGGUAUUCACUUGCGCCAGAAGUUGGACAGAUUGAACCGCUCCGCUACUGCUGCACAGCGUCAAGUGGAUGAUAUUAAUGACAACAACUUUGAAGUGAUUGACGGAUUCAUGACUGUGGAGACUAACUACAGUGCCCUCUUAGACCAGGCUAUCAAACUGAGGAGUAAGUCGGAUCGCAUCAAGCAGACGGCAAACGAAACCAAGGCGGAGACUCUGGAGACGGGUUUCAAGGCCAAGGAGGUGGAACGAGAGAUCCGUGGUACCAUGGCAGCGGUCAAAGAUGCACUUGACACCUUGGACAGGACCCCCCCAGUAGUUGGCACCGAUAACUCACGCAUCUUGGAGGAGGCUAAAAUAAUCGUAGCUGAGAUUGCCGCGAGGGAUUUCUCGGACGGAGAAAGAGGAGCUGAUGAGGAACUGGCUGCGGCUGAAGAAGUGCUUAUGAGAGUGAAGAUGUUACGUAAUGCCUCCAACGAGAUAAUGGGUCACAUCCAGAACGUCUCGGAUCACAUGCAAGGAUUCGUGGACAAACUCCAGGAGCUGAUUGAAAAGAGCCACGCCGCUAAUAAUUUCUCUGACGGUGCCGAGGUUCUGAACGAUCUCAACAGAGUACCAGCCUUUGAGGCUGUCAUGCUUGGAGUUGAAGCUCACCUUGGAGGAGCUACCGGUGACAUUGAUAAUGCAACAGCUCUGAUCGAGGCAGCCUUAAAACUCCUACAAGAUGCUCAAAAUGCUGUGGACGGUACCAGUGCUAAUUCAUCUGUUCUAGACGCAGCAGUGAGGAGAUUGGAACCACGUGUACGCUUCAUUGUCAACAACUCCAACUCCGCAGAUGACAUCGUCGACCAGGCCAUGAUGCAUGCUGCCGACCUUAAGAACCAGUCGGACUAUCUUAAAGGCCUUCUUGUAGGAACCUUGGAACUGUCUCGGAAUGCUCUGAAAGCAGUCAACGCAUACGGGGAGAUCAUCGCAGCGAUUGACGACGCAGAUGCUGCUGCUACCAUGGCGCUGAACGCCAGCACACAGGCAGAGCAACAGGCAAAUAGCUUCGGAGAUCGUCCCGCCGAAUCACUGAAGAAGAGUCGACGUCUAGUCAGGAAGGCCAACACUGCUAACGAAGACCUAGCAGGACUGGACAGUAAACUCAGUGAAGUCGGACAGAGUGUAGGUGACGUAAAAGACCGAUUGGAUGGAACCGAUGGUCGCCUCGCAGCCAUCCGUCGUGCCAUGGAUAACAUUCCCGACGAGGGCAGUGUCUGUGACAUCACAGUGUGCCCAGAAGGGUUUCCGGACUGCAAGCCUGGCUUCACCGGACAGGACUGUGAUAUCAGCAAGCUAGGGGAGCAGGCUCAAGACGCAGUGGACACGGCUAUGGAUGCUAACGCUAAGGCCACCCAAGCUUCUAACAUUAUAACCAAUAUCAAGACCCAGCUGCCGGAGCUUCAGACAAAGGUUGAUCAGAUCCCACUUGAUAUUAACGCUGCAGUUCAGGCUAGUAACAUUGCCGAUGAUGCCAGCAAGCGAGCAAGGGACAACAUCGGAGAGAUUCGUAAUCUUGACCGUACUCUGACCGCUAAGCAUGCUGACAUCCAGAAUAUGACCCUUGGCCUUCAAUACAACCUGGAAGAGAUCAAGAGAAAGAUUGCUAACGCUCGUACUAUCGCUGAUGGUGUGAAAGUGGCCAUGAAAUUCCAAGCGGAUACAGUCGUUGAACUUCGUCAACCCGAACCAGAAGACUUUGAUGGCCAAGCAGCUUAUACCUCCUCCUCUUUGUUCUUCAAGACACAGCAGCCUGAUGCUCUUCUUUACUUCAUCGGUGGACCCUCACCUGAUGAUGACUAUUAUUCCUUGGGUGUGGAGAAUCACAAUGUCGUCCUUCGUUACAAUCUUGGAGAUGGAGAUGAAGAAGUAGUAGUUGCUAAGGAUGUCAACGAUUACAAGUGGCAUGAAGUCAUCACCGAAAGGAAUGGACGAUUCACCAAGGUGAUUGUCAAGGGUAUGGGACAGAACGACGUUCUUCAAGACUCUAUAUCUGCAGGAGACGCCAGCAUUCUCAAUUUCAACCAGGAUGCUCACUAUUUUGUCGGUGGUAUACCUCCAGAUAUCACGUGGUUGCCAAAUGCGAUACCCAAUCGACUCUUCCAAGGAGGUAUUGAUGAGUUUACAUUAAAUGGACGCCCAAUGACCCUCUGGAACUUUGACAGAGCCAUCGACGCCAAUGAAGGAAUCUUAAGGAACGACACAGUCAACACCGCUAUCGAUUCUGAGCUAGAAGGAACCAUGUUUAAUGGCAAGGGAUACAUCCUCCUGUCCAGUAGCGAAUUCAACGCCAGAGGUCAAUCAAGCAUCAAAAUCAUCUUCAAGACCUACCAGGCGAACGGUCUGCUGUUCUUCAUGGGUAGUGAGGGGAAAUACCUCUCCAUCGAACUCAAAGGAGGUCGUAUCCAGUUUGAAUUUGACCUCGGGACUGGUCCCCUGACUCUCAUCACAGAUGGGACAUAUAACAAUGGAGAACAGACUGCAGUGAGAGCUUCUAUGAGCUCCAAAACUGGUAGACUAAGUGUCGAGUCAAUAAACGGUGAAGAGACGAAGUCUGGAACAUCCCCUGGUGACGGAACUACACUUUCAGUAUCGGAAUACUUCUAUCUCGGAGGUUUGGUUGCAAUCCCUGACGAUAUGUUCCCGCGAGUCACCCGUAUAGGAUUCCGUGGAUGCUUGCGUGAGGUAACCUACGGGCUCACCUCCAUCAACCCAUUGAACAAUCUGGGCAGCAUUGGAAUCUACCCCAACUGUAUCCCACAGAUUGCGAAGAUGGUAUCCUUCAACGGACCCUAUGGUGGCUACAUAUCUCGUACACCCAUCGAUCUGAACGGUGACUCUGACAUGAUCUUUAAGUUCCGCACCAGUGAAGCGGACGGUGUUAUGGUCUUCUCAUCCAACGCUGACAAGUCUGAAUUCGUUGCUGUAUUGAUAUAUUCCGGCUACGUACACGUCGUCGCUGACAGCGGAUCGGACAGCAUUGUGGUUCAGUCAAACCAAGAUGGUUACAAUGACGGAGAAUGGCAUACGGUCUCUGUGUCCAAGAGAGGAAAGAAGUUGACCCUCAUAGUUGACGAUGUCGACUCGGCAUUCCAGCGAUUCCAGAAGAGAUCGAUGCGGACUGACGGUUACUUCCUCAUCGGAGGCUUCCCUAGGGCGGACUUCUUCCCCGCUGCCAUUCUUCCAAUAAACAAAAAUUUCAUUGGUUGCAUAUCGGAUCUGGCAGUAGGAUUUGAAGCCAUCAGCUUCUCCGAUCAGAUCAUCUCCGAUAACAACGCCAAUCUCAACAGCUGUCCAAUUGGAUCCCUGGUACCUACCGAAGCCUCGUCCAACACCACUGGGGCCGAUUUCACUCGUGCUACCAUGCCAACCACUCCAAUGAACACUCCUAAAUCCAGAACCUGUGCCCUGCCGAGGGUUGCCGGUGCUGGGCAGCAGCUCGCUGAGGACGUCGGGGCUCAGCAGUUUGGAAUCACAGAAGAGACUCGAUUGGAGUUCCCACAAUUGGAUCAGAAGUAUAAGAGAAAUUUGGAAAUGCAGAUUGAGGUGAAGACUGCCGCUCGUAACGGUCUGAUCAUGUUCACCACGGACACUCGUCACAUCGACUACACGGGAAUGUUUAUGCGUGACGGCAAGUUUGUGUUUGGAUGGGAUUAUGGGAGUGGACCUAAGCUGAUUGAAUCACCAGACCCUAUCAACGAUGGAAACUGGCACACUGUGAAAGUGAACCGAGUCGGUGCUGUUGGGGAGGUCUACGUCGAUGGCGUGUUGGUCAACAAGGAUGAGAUAGGUGGGGCCAAUCGCUUCCUUCGCACCACUACACCGAUAUACUUGGGUGGUGUUGAUCCCGAUGUUAGAGAUGAAAUGAAAGACAACAAAGUCGAUCCUGCAUCUCGGGUCAGCUUUGUUGGUUGUCUUCGUAACUUCUUGUUAGAGGGCGUUUCUUUGGGUGAUCCAGUCGAGAAUAUCGAGGUCCAGCCAUGCACUGGGAUCCUAGAACCUGGAGUGUUCUUUGGCUCAGACGGAGGUUAUGUUAAACAGACUUUGUCCUUCUCUGUGGGACAGAACUUUGACAUGCGUAUGUCCAUCAAGCCCAGAGUGUCUACAGCCAUCUUAAUGUCUGUCCAGAAUCCUAGGGGUGACUUCUUGUCUAUGGAGUUGCUCGAUGGCGUGCUGUUUUUGACGGCUGAGAAUGGCGAUGGACCUAACGAGGCAACGUACACACCACCAGAGGGCUCCACUUACCUCUGCGAUGGUAACUGGCAUGACAUCCAAGUUAUCAAAGAGGGCCACAGCCUUCAGUUGAUUGUUGAUGGUGAUCCAGGGCCUAGAGUUGAAGGGUCUGGUAAUGCCGUCGCUGCUAACACCAAACAUCCUCUCUACUUUGGUGGUCUCCCAGAUGAACCCGAAACGUUUCAUCGAGGCAUCUCAACCAACGAGAAGUACGUCGGCUGCAUGCGUGAUGUCACGAUAAGAGGGGAUCUUUUGGACUUCAAGACGGCAGCUGAGAUUGAGGGUGAUGUCAGCACAAUGUCUUGCCCCGCCUUCUAAGAAAGAGGCGGGCCGAAGUUCAUUGAUGAUGCAUCUGUUUGAAAUCCCUCAUCUGUAAUCAUUUUUAGAUAAGCUUUUUUAACCUUUCGUUUUAACUUUGAAGUGAAUGUAAUGUUAUAGGCUGUACCUGUGUUUUGUACUUAAAGUGGUGUAAAGAGAUGGGCGGUCUUAGCUCUUUUAAAUCAGUACAGGCUGUUAUUUUUUUUUAAAUAAAAUGCAUUAAGAAUUUGAACUUGGAUU